GUCAGGUAGGUGACUGAUUCUCUGGGAUCAGCGUCGAUUCUUGUCGCUAACAACAGCGUAUAAACAGCCGCACACCAGACAGUUUCCACAAAAGUUUACGAGCUAGUCUCAGCUCAGCGUCUAAGACGGUAAAGAUGUGGACGUUCGUGUUCUUGGUCUUGGCUGUGGUCGCCAGCCCGGUCCAGUCACAAGGGAAUUGCUGUGGAAACAUCCUGCGGCUAGAGACAGAGCAGGUUGACCAGUCCACCGGGUACAGGGUUCCCGACGGCUGGACCAUGUGCUACAUCGACCAGCGCGAUACUGCCUACCACAACACCCGGUGUCGGGAUCUGCUCCAGGGAAUUCCCCAGUACGGAGACGCCCAACAUCUGCUCGCAGCAGGGGGAAACUUCGGAUGCUGGCACGGCGACACCGGCGCUUCUCCCGGACCGGCAUACGCAUCGAAUAACGUCAUUCAGAACAGCUGCCGAGACAACAUCCAGCAGACCAACCUUCUGUCGUCAUGGAGUCCGAGCACAACAACGUUUGGUGUCUGUAUCAAGGGCAUCACAUGCGAUAUCGAUGACUGUAUCAGCGCCCCCUGUCAGAAUAACGCUACAUGUCAGGACGGGUUGAACAGCUUUACCUGUCAGUGUGUGCCUGGAUAUACCGGAACUCUCUGUGAAACAGAUAUCGAUGAGUGCAGCAGCGCCCCCUGUCAGAAUGACGCUACAUGUCAGGACGGGUUGAACAGCUUCACCUGUCAGUGUGUGCCUGGAUAUACCGGAACUCUCUGUGAAACAGAUAUCGAUGAGUGCAGCAGCGCCCCCUGUCAGAAUGACGCUACAUGUCAGGACGGAGUGAACAGUUUCACCUGUCAGUGUGUGCCCGGGUAUGCCGGAACUCUCUGUGAAACAGAUAUUGACGAGUGUGCGAGUAGUCCGUGUUUAGGAGGCGGAACUUGUGUGGAUCACGUGAACGGCUACAGCUGUGUCUGUCCUAAAGGUCAUGUGGGAGACAAGUGUGAAAUGGUCCCUUACGCUGAGGGAUGCCUGCUGUUCUCCUCCGAUGCCGUGUCCUAUCCCGAAGCGAGCCAGGAGUGCCAGACCAGGGGAGGGCACCUGGUGGAUGUGAAGGAGGCCGAGCUGCAGCGGCUCAUCGCUAAUACCAUCCCUACCGGAAGUGACGUGUCCCCGUGGACUGGACUAAAGCUCUCUCCCGGAGUGAUGACCUACACAGACGGAUCCGGCGUAUCAGGCCACCUCCAGUGGUCGGCCAAUGAGCCCGCCACCUCCUGUGAUCUGUGUGCUUACCUGGAUAGCACGGACGACUGUCGCGCUCGCACCGCCUCGUGUAUGGAACAGCAUCACUACGUGUGCCAGUCUGACUCAAAGCCCUGCCAGCAGAACAUCUGCUUCAACAACGGCUUCUGUUCGACCUGCUUUAACGACUCUUACAGCUACUGUUCCUGUCUGCCUGGAUACGAGGGAGACAUCUGCAAUAUGGAUGUCAAUGAAUGCGCCUCCAAUCCUUGUGCAAAUGGCGGAACCUGCAUCAAUGGUGUGAACUCCUACCACUGCCACUGCACUGUAGGGUACGGAGGGGAGACCUGCCUGACAGAUCUGGACCUGUGUGCCCAGGUGGAAUGUCCGUUCAACUGGCAGUGUCAGGACCACGGAGACCAUUUCAUCUGCCUGGCUGGAAUGACCAGGCUGGCGGAGCCCUACUCGUGCAGCAGCGCCUCCUGUCCGGACGGCAUGUACUGCAGGGAGGAGGGGCCGGCAUCUUUCUCCUGCAGAGCCGGGUGGAGUCUCAGCUCAACGCCACAGACAGUAAAGAUGUGGACACUCCUGUUCUUGAUCUUGGCUGGGGUCACCUGUCCGGUCCAAGCGCAAGGCGGAACGUACUUGACUACGUAUUUAGGCUACGACUACUUCAAAGUGCCCGUCUUUGGGCAGAUGUCAAGCGCAAACGUCAAGGCAGCCUGUGACGCCGCUGGUUACGUCACACCGUGUCCCGGGGACGGGAACUGCUAUCAUUCGUCAUACGACUGUGUCCAGACCGGGCUUACUGCAUGCACCUUUUCAAUGAACGAAGUAUCCCAAGUUCUGUGCGGUAGCGAUCCCCGGUAUUGCCCUGCGAUGGACGGAGUGUACAGCAUUUAUAACGACAACUGGGCUUCUGGCUCUGCCUGUGGUGUGGAGGGUGGCAGAUGGUGCACGAUCGGGAAUGACUACUACGACCGCUUCGCCUUCUGCGCCCGAGAUGUACACGUGUGCAGCAGCGCCCCCUGUCAUAAUGGAGCUACAUGUCAGGACGGAGCGAACAGCCUUACCUGUCGGUGCGCACCUGGGUAUACUGGACUUCACUGUGAAACAAAUAUUGAUGAUUGCAGCAGCGCCUCCUGUCAAAAUGGAGCUACCUGUCAGGACGGAGUGAACAGCUUCACCUGUCAGUGUGCGCCUGGGUUUACUGGAACUCUGUGUGAAACGGUCCCAUACCCUGGCGGCUGCCUGCUGUUCUCCUUCGAUGCCGUGUCCUAUCCCAAAGCGAGCCAGGAGUGCCAGACCAGGGGAGGGCACCUGGUGGAUGUGAAGGAGGCCGAGCUGCAGCGGCUCAUCGCUGACUCCAUCCCUACCGGAAGUGACGUGUCCCCGUGGAUCGGACUGAAGCUGUCGCCGGGGGUGAUGACCUAUGCUGAUGGGACCAGUGUUUCAGGCCAGCUCCAGUGGCUGCCCAAUGAGCCUACUACGUCCUGUGACCUGUGUGCUUACCUGGACAGCAACAACGGUCAUCUGGCCGCAACCGCCUCCUGUAUGGAACAGCACCACUACGUCUGCCAGUCAGAUGCUUCGCCGUGCCAACAGAACAUUUGUAACAACGGCUCCUGUUCGACCUGCUUUAACGGCGCCUACAGCUUCUGUGACUGUCUGAACGGAUAUGAGGGGGACCUCUGCAAUAUAGAUAUUGACGAAUGCUCCUCCAAUCCUUGUCAAAACGGCGGAGUUUGCUCCGAUGGCGUCAACUCUUACACGUGCAGCUGCCCUGCUGGAUACUUCGGAGACCACUGUGAAAUGGAUCUGGACCUGUGUGCCCAGGUGGCCUGUCCGUUCAACUGGCAGUGUCAGGACCACGGAGACCAUUUCAUCUGUCUGGCCAGGAGCUUCAAGCUGCUGGAGCCCUACUCGUGCAGCAGCGCCUCCUGUCCGGACGGCAUGUACUGCAGGGAGGAGGGGCCGGCAUCUUUCUCGUGCAGAGCCGGGUGACGUCAUGACGAGUCUAACCUGCAACAAGACGGACCGGAAACGGAACACGGACAAAAACCUGCUGACAAAAACACAAAUUGAGCUAAAGCAAACCCCUAAUUCUUCUUAUUCAACCUUUUGCUGUAGGCAUGCUAGUGGGUUAAGAAGAGGCAAGAUGCGUAACACACCAGUGUGACUAUCUGUGAGACUUCGUGUGUGCACUACGAUAGUUUCCAGCAUUCUAAAUUUAAUGCUAUGUAAGUGAGAUGGCAACGAGAUUUAAAAUUUAAAUACUUUCAUUGCAACGACAUAUACAUAAUGUAACAUCAUACUUUCUUUAACAACUGUACACCGUCUGGAAAGAUGA
This is a messenger RNA of Branchiostoma belcheri (Belcher's lancelet), 3591 nucleotides long. RefSeq names its product neurogenic locus notch homolog protein 1-like. Lineage: Eukaryota; Metazoa; Chordata; Leptocardii; Amphioxiformes; Branchiostomatidae. The record is from RefSeq and is a predicted model, not a curated record. Gene Ontology annotation, molecular function: calcium ion binding. Gene Ontology annotation, cellular component: protein-containing complex; plasma membrane. The transcript is spliced from 22 exons. Bases 135 to 3245 code for a protein of 1036 amino acids. Gene Ontology annotation, biological process: heterophilic cell-cell adhesion; establishment or maintenance of epithelial cell apical/basal polarity.